This is a messenger RNA of Mugil cephalus (flathead mullet), 4077 nucleotides long. It is a transcript of the gene arhgap10, whose product is annotated as Rho GTPase activating protein 10. The record is from RefSeq and is a predicted model, not a curated record. Gene Ontology annotation, molecular function: protein binding; GTPase activator activity. The coding region runs from base 452 to 2722 and encodes 756 amino acids. Gene Ontology annotation, biological process: signal transduction. The transcript is spliced from 23 exons. Gene Ontology annotation, cellular component: cytoplasm. Lineage: Eukaryota; Metazoa; Chordata; Actinopteri; Mugiliformes; Mugilidae.
UUUGAUGGGGAGUUGCGAGUAGCGCACGCAGAUGUCAGGAGCAGAGUUUCCCAAUCUGUCACUUUGCUCGGCGGAGCGCGCCUGAUGGAGGAAGGAAAAACUUGGACAGCGCAGCCGUGACUUCUUUGACAACAACCGUGAACCGACUUCCGAUGAAUCCUUCACUCGUUGACGUAUCGUUCUCACCUUUUAACCGGGACACCUUUUAGGCGUGCUCCGUUUCUUUCGGCGUGUCGGGAGAAGUUGCCAUGCUAACCGCCGUUAGCCGCUGCUACUUGACGUAGCUAUGCAGCCCGACCUUAAAACCUAAAGCGAAUACUAAUAGUAAUAAUUAAAACAGUAGCAUUCAACGGCCGCUGAUUAGUUGCAGCUAGUUUCGACCAGUUUCUGCCCUCCACCACCACCUCCUCUCCGUUGCUGAAGACAAAGCUAUCAAUCUGUCAGAGCCGAAAUGGGACUUCACCCGCUGGAGUUCAGUGAGUGCUAUCUGGACAGCCCCAUGUUCAGGGAGAAGAUCAAGGCACACGAAGCGGAGCUGGACAAAACCAACAGGUUCAUCAAAGAGCUGUACAAAGAUGGCAAGAACCUCAUCAAUGCGACAAAGCAGCUCGGGCUGGCACAGCGAAAGUUCGCUCAGUGCCUGGGAGAGUUUCAGUUUGAGUACAUCGGCGACGCAAAGACGGACGAUGAGCGAUGCAUCGAUGAGUCUUUGCAGGAGUUCUCCUCAUUCCUCAAAAACCUAGAAGACCAAAGAGAGCUGAUGAUGAGAAACAUCACAGAGACCUUAAUGAAACCUCUGGAGAAGUUCAGGAAAGAGCAGCUCGGCACAGUGAGGGCGGAAAGAAAGAGGUAUGAAAAAGAAACGGAGAAGUACUACAGCUCCUUGGAGAAGCUCCUGAAUAUGUCGGCGAAGAAGAAAGAGCCACAACUGCAAGAGGCAGACACCCAGGUGGAAACCAUGAGGCAGCACUUUCAGGAGGAAUCAUUGGACUAUGUGUGCAAACUGCAAGAAAUCCAAGAGAGAAAGAAAUAUGAGUGUGUGGAGCCGAUGCUGGCCUUCUUUCAGACGGUCUUCACCUUUUAUCACCAAGGCUUUGAGCUGGCUAAGGAUUUUGACCAUUAUAAAAGAGCGCUGCAGAUCAACAUCCAGAAUACGAGGAGUCGAUUUGAGGGCACGCGGUCGGAGGUGCACGAGCUGAUGAAGAGGAUCAGGGACGCGCCCCAAGAAUACAGACAGACCAGCCCCAUCAGCUGUGAAGGCUACCUCUAUGUACAGGAACGACGGCCACCUCCCUUUGGUUCAAGUUGGGUCAAGCGCUACUGCACAUUUGUCAAAGAGCAGAAGAUCCUGCACAUGGUGACUUUCGACCACAGAUCUGGUGGAAAGAUUGGUGAGACGGAGUCCAUCACGCUCAAAUCCUGUGUCCGCAAAACGACAGAUGUGUUGGACAGGAGGUUCUGCCUAGACCUCGACAUAACUGAUCGGCCAGGGACCGUGCUUACAGUACAGGCCCUGUCAGAGGAUGACCACAGGUUUUGGAUGCAGGCCAUGGGUGGGAAGGAACCUAUUGGACACUAUCUUACGAAGACAUUGUCUAAAGAAACAGGCAUUGAUUUCCGGUUGGAUGAUGUGGGUUUGAGUUUUGUCAAGAAUUCCAUCAGUGCAAUAGAGACGAGAGGUAUUAAUGACCAAGGCCUGUACAGAGUUGUGGGCGUAAGCUCGAAGGUGCAGAAGCUCCUUUCAUUAAUGAUUGAUGAGAAGAGCAACGAAGUGGAUCUGUCCACCAGUGAAGACUGGGACAUCAAGACUAUUACAAGCUCACUGAAGCUUUAUCUGAGGAGCCUUCCUGAGCCGUUGAUGACCUAUGGACUUUACAAAGAGUUCAUCAGCCCUGCGAAGGGCGGUAGUCCCGAGUCUCGCAUCCAAGCCGUCCACUGCCUGGUCCACAAACUACCGGAGAGGAAUCGACAAGUCCUCGGGCUGCUCAUGAAGCAUCUGGCCAAUGUGGCGGCGCACAGCAAACAGAAUCUGAUGACUGUGGCCAACCUGGGUGUGGUGUUUGGCCCCACGCUAAUGAGGCCACAGGAGGACACCGUCGCUGCCAUCAUGGAUCUGAAGUUCCAGAACAUCGUGGUGGAAAUCCUCAUCGAGCACCAGGAAAAGAUCUUUACAGAUGCUCCUGAGUCGUGCCCUCUUUCAUCCAAUGCUCCAGUAUUAUCUGCUCCCACACGGCAGUCCAAGAAAAUGGGUCGAAAUCGGCCGUUAGCGGUCUACAAUCCACAAGCCCUUGACAUUCAAAAUGUGGGAGACGGUUCCAACCUAGCUACAGAUGAGACAUCAAUGGGCAGCAACGAGUCCGUGUCGUCCCAGUCGUCGUCGGCCUCCGCCUCAGACAUGCCUCCAGAGAAGACUGAACACACACCGCUUAGCGCCAGCCUCAGCUCAGGCAGCAACCCCAGAACUCCUACAACAGGAGCCUCCGGUUCAGGGGAGAACCAGCCCAGUGCUGCCACCUCGGAAAGAGACAAGCCAGGGGAGAGUGUCACCGGCAGGAAAGCCAAGGCAGUGUACCCAUGUGAGGCUGAGCACGACUCUGAGCUCUCCUUCCAGAUCGGCGCAAUAUUCAACGCUGUGACCCAGUCGAGGGAGCCGGGCUGGCUGGAGGGGGAGCUGGACGGAAAGAGGGGCCUCAUCCCUGAAAACUACGUGGAGAUGCUGUAGAAACCCAAAUAUUUAUGAACGCUUUUGUUCACCGGUGAAAAGUACGCAAAAGACGCAUGUGCCUCAACACAAUUCACAGUUCAGCCUUGUUUUAUUCACAGCCCUGAAAUCUCUCUGUCAAGUGACAAUAGCCGUGCUAUUAUUGGUGGACUGUUCCCUGCACGUUUUCGGCUAACAAGUAGACUUUGCGAUGCAUGUCCAAGUGUGUUCUAAUGUAUUAUGGCCAUCGUUGUUGUCGCUGCACUGCGAUGCACGUACAAUGUUCUGCUGUAUAUGAAGACGCUAUCGCCUCCAAGUAUAAGUUCCUAGCAGCAGCAGCGGCAGCAGCAGAGAAUGAGUGCGUCCCUGAGCUCGCUCUCUCCUCUGCCCAGUUAUACAUGGUAUCCAUGAGCUGAAAGUCAAAGGGAGAUCUUCAGAAAAUGUAAAACAGAAUGUAAGCGUCACUAACGUCACUGUAGCGAUACCCGCGUGCCUUGAACAUCCAAACACCAGGUCUAAAUGUAUGAAUGGGAGAAAAAACGAAUUGGAGUGUUACUGGUUUCACUUAUAAACUGUUGUAUUCUUUUAUUAUUUUAAGAGUAAAUGAGGCACAUUGCUGCUGUGAUUUUAUUUUAUUUAAUUGACGCAUUGAUUGCAUGACAUUUGAACUUUAAAUACUUUCUGUACUGUUUUGUUCCCUGUGCACUCCUUCACAGAAACACAGCGAAACGCCUCUUUGACCUACGACGAACACUGUUGUGUUGAACACUAGCAUCAAUGUCAACAGAGCUAAAUUUGAGCAGGUAGUGAUGACUGGGACGUGUUUAUCCUGUCAAAUGAGCAGUUUUGUUUGUUUUCUAAGCUUAUUUUUUUAACGUUGCUCAGGUUCCUCUGAGCAGAGUAAUGAGACACUCCCAAACGACGUUAUUAUCGGGAAGCGAUUAGAAAUCAAUGUGUUAUUAUCAGAGACGCAUCUAACUGCAGUACUUAAACAUGUUUGUGUUUUACCUCCGUUUCGUGUUCACAGUCGAAUUAAUAAAAGUUACGGCCAAGUACGUUCUUACGUUUUUAGUCAGAUUGGUUUUAGCAUGUACGCACAUGACAUUACUUUUCAGUCCGCAGCUGUUCAGCGAAACACUUUCAUUUGUCUGAGAGCUUUGGUUCAGAGAUUGUUUGUGUUUUCAAUCGAGGUUACAGUAAUUUAAGACAUUGAUUUAUGACGUUCAUAAAGGGCCUUGACUUCUUUCUCGUUUUUUUUUUUUUUUUUACCUUUGGGUAUCCUCUUGAUCGAUGUUAAACAAAUAAAGUUUUUUUUGUUCGUUCACUGUAUUAUAUAUUCUUGCCAUUAAAUAAAUGUGAUAUAUGAUGAUUUUUAA